GGAAUGGCAUGUUGAGUCGCUUUUAGGAUACCUCGGCUUCUUUUAAAAUCCUGUAAAACGGGAUCUGAUAGGCUGACCAACAAUGACAGGUAAGAACUUUCUGUCUCUCUAGUCCUGUCACAUAGAGGGCCAACGCUGAACAGGACCCAGCAAGGAGGAGAAUCCAGGGACCCCUGUGCCCUUUGAGGUUCGCUUGAGGGCUGCUCUCGCUAGAGGCGCAGCCCUGGCUCUUGGACCAUCCACUGGGGAAGCUUCUGGGGCGCGCGCCAGGAGACUGCCUUGCGCUCCACCUGCCCUGCCCUGUACACAACCCUGGGGCGAGGCAUCGAGGGAGCACCUCAAGUCAAUAUUGGGAUUUUUAAUAAACCGAGGAAUGGGAUUUUAAUUAUUCAGAAACCCAGCUCUUCUGGGUCAGCUGCUGUUGGGACGGUGCUGGUCACACAGUAUUAAACGGACCGGCCGUUGAAAGGACGAGAAAAGCGUCCGAGACAUCUUUUGCAAUUACGAACGAACCAGACUGGGUAGCACAGGGCAUUGAUUGCUGGUGCCCAUCCGGACCCUCCUCCUCUCUCCCUGGUCCUCCCCCUCACCCCACCGGAGGCAGGCUCCCGCGGCUCGGCCAGGACCUAGCGUCCUUGCAUCGUGGCCUGGACUGCAUAUUUCAUGAGCCCGGGGUGAACAGGUGCGAAGUGCGCUGGGAGCAUCCGGCCCACGACAUCACGGGGGGAACAUGGAGAGCGAGCGCGACAUGUACCGCCAGUUCCAAGACUGGUGCCUUAGGACUUACGGGGACUCAGGCAAGACCAAGACGGUGACCCGAAAGAAAUACGAGAGGAUCGUCCAGCUCCUCAACGGCUCCGAGUCAAGCUCUACCGAUAAUGCCAAAUUUAAAUUCUGGGUCAAAUCGAAGGGUUUCCAGCUGGGCCAGCCGGAUGAGGUCCGCGGGGGAGGCGGCGGUGCCAAGCAAGUGCUCUUCGUGCGGGUCAAGACCACGGAUGGUGUUGGAGUUGAUGAGAAGCUGUCAUUAAGGAGAGUGGCUGUGGUUGAAGAUUUCUUUGACAUCAUCUAUUCCAUGCAUGUUGAAACAGGGCCGAAUGGAGAACAAAUUCGGAAACACGCUGGGCAGAAGAGGACUUACAAAGCAAUUUCAGAGAGCUACGCCUUCCUACCAAGAGAAGCAGUUACACGGUUUCUAAUGAGCUGUUCCGAGUGCCAGAAAAGAAUGCACUUGAACCCAGAUGGAACUGAUCACAAAGAUAAUGGCAAGCCUCCUACAUUGGUGACCAGCAUGAUUGACUACAAUAUGCCAAUCACGAUGGCAUACAUGAAGCACAUGAAACUGCAGUUGCUAAACUCACAGCAAGAUGAGGAUGAAAGUUCGAUAGAAAGUGAUGAGUUUGAUAUGAGUGAUUCAACACGGAUGUCAGCUGUGAACUCUGACCUCAGCUCAAAUCUGGAAGAAAGAAUGCAAAGUCCCCAGACUCUCCAUGGCCAGCCAGACGAUGACUCUGCUGCAGAGAGCUUUAAUGGCAAUGAGACUCUGGGGCACAGCUCAGUUGCUUCAGGAGGAGCUCAUGGCAGGGAGACUGGGGAUUCCAGCAAUGAUGGAAAAACUGGGUUGGAGCAAGAAGAGCAGCCACUGAACCUGAGCGACAGCCCCCUUUCUGGGCAGCUGACUGCAGAAUAUAGGAUAGAUGACCAAGGCAGCAAUGGGAAAAGCAAGUACAAGAACCUUCUGAUCUCUGACCUCAAGAUGGAACAAGAAGCAAGAGAAAACGGAAGCAAGUCUCCAGCACACAGCUAUUCCAGCUAUGACUCUGGCAAGAACGAGAGUGUUGACCGGGGUGCAGAGGAUCUGUCACUCAACCGGGGAGAUGAGGAUGAAGAUGACCAUGAAGAACAUGAGGAUUCUGAGAAGGUGAACGAGACAGAUGGCGUGGAAGCCGAGAGGCUGAAAGCGUUCAAUAUGUUUGUCAGGCUGUUUGUAGAUGAAAACUUGGACCGAAUGGUCCCAAUCUCUAAGCAGCCCAAAGAAAAGAUCCAGGCUAUCAUUGACUCAUGCAGGCGACAAUUCCCUGAGUACCAAGAGCGUGCCAGAAAACGUAUCCGUACUUACCUCAAGUCCUGCAGGCGGAUGAAAAGAAGUGGUUUUGAGAUGUCUCGACCUAUUCCUUCCCACCUUACUUCAGCAGUUGCAGAGAGUAUCUUGGCUUCAGCCUGUGAAAGCGAGAGUAGAAAUGCUGCCAAGAGGAUGCGCCUGGAGAGAGCACAGGAUGAAGCUACUUCUGCUGACAAACAGUGCAAGCCCGAGGCAGCCCAGGCCACCUACUCAACAUCUACUGUCCCAGGCUCACAGGAGGUAUUGUACAUCAAUGGCAAUGGGACCUACAGUUACCACAGUUACCGAGGGCUAGGAGGAGGACUGUUAAACCUGAAUGACACUUCUAGUAGUGGACCCACGGAUCUCAGCAUGAAGAGGCAGCUGGCAACUGGCUCAGGAUCCUCUAGCAGUUCAAACUCCAGACCUCAGCUGAGUCCAACGGAAAUCAACGCUGUGAGACAGCUAGUCGCGGGGUAUAGAGAAUCGGCUGCCUUUUUAUUGCGUUCUGCAGAUGAACUGGAAAAUCUCAUUUUACAACAGAACUGAGGCCAAGGAUGUCAUAUUCACGGAGUUCUAAAUUUUCAGUUUCCACUAAUGACACUUGAUUUCCCAGCAGAGACACUCCUGGUCUUGCUGCACAACCUUUUAAGAGAAAUACUUCCACCAUGCCACCGUCG
Molecule: messenger RNA, 2778 nt
Organism: Phodopus roborovskii (desert hamster)
Lineage: Eukaryota; Metazoa; Chordata; Mammalia; Rodentia; Cricetidae
Gene: Nol4
Product: nucleolar protein 4
Exons: 11
Coding region: 731-2647 (638 amino acids)
Source: RefSeq, a predicted model, not a curated record